This is a messenger RNA of Rotaria socialis, 492 nucleotides long. Lineage: Eukaryota; Metazoa; Rotifera; Eurotatoria; Philodinida; Philodinidae. The record is from the annotation of a GenBank genome assembly.
AUGGACGCUGAUCAUGAACUGAAAACGGAUCUUUCUCGUAGAGAGAUUCGAGUGCUUUUACUUCAUGAAUUCCGUCUGGGCCGCAAAGCAACGGAAGCAGCCAACAACAUAUGCAGCACGGUGCGCGAGGAUAUACUCUCUAUUCGUACGGCACAACACUGGUUCAAUCGCUUUAAGAACGGUAACUUAGAACUCGACGAUUUACCUCGACCCGGUAAGCCACUGCAAGUGGAUGUGGAUCUCUUAAAGCAGCUUAUCGAACAAGAUCUUCGAUUGACUUCACGAUGCUUAGCAGAACAGCUUGGGUGCUCUCAUACUGCGGUAGAAAAACAUCCGAACGAAUUAGGCAAAAAAUGGAGAUAUGGAGUUUGGAUAUCCCAUGAGUUAUCACCACAUCAGCUUCAACACAGGGUUGAUGCUUGUAUGGAUUUAAUGACAUCUCACCACAACUAUCAAUGGCUCCGCAAUCUUAUCACCGGCGAUGAGAAGUAG